AUGGAAGCAAAGAAGAAUCUCCUGUGCGCCCAAUUAGAGGGUCGUGAAUCGCCCGCCCCCGAAAGUCAGACCGCCGAACAGCAAGAGCCUUUCUGCUGGGGUAGAAUGUCUCGCACAUUGCAACAGCAGCGAGAGACCCAGACUGAGGGUAGCGUUGACAAAGUCAAGGCCUUUGUAUUGGAAAGCAACCCUAUUCAUCCACUGGAGGGGCCUCUGAUGAGACAAUAUGCGGGCGAUAAAUUGAGGCGUAUGUCGUCGGAUUAA
Molecule: messenger RNA, 264 nt
Organism: Aspergillus nomiae NRRL 13137
Lineage: Eukaryota; Fungi; Ascomycota; Eurotiomycetes; Eurotiales; Aspergillaceae
Exons: 1
Coding region: 1-264 (87 amino acids)
Source: RefSeq, a predicted model, not a curated record